GGAGUGCACUGGGUUCCCAAGAGCUGGUUCCAGAAGUAGCGAUGUCUACUCGUAGAAGUUCUCGAUCUCGGUCACCUUCCAGGAGAUCUAGCACACCAAAGCAGUCUCCACGUAAAAGUCCCACUCRCCGUGGAAGGUCCCCCGGUCAACCACGGGACCAGCAACAACAAAACGACAACGGUGAAGAUKGUAAGACAAGUUCUCCAUCCAAACGAGGCCGACCAAGAAAGCUACAAAACAACGAUGAAGAAUCAAAGCCGAGUUCUCCAUCCAAACGUGGCCGACCAAGAAAGCAAAAAGAAGUUGUUGAGCAAACGGUAACGCACCUAACUCGUUCUACGACAAAGACAAUGGUCAAAGAGGAGAAGRAAGCCUUAUUUGAAAAGGACCUCAAAGAGUCACGCAAGGGUAAAUCCAAGGAGUUUGAAUUUGGUGGCCCUAUUGGAGCAUUCUUUAUGAUGUUGGCGUUGCCCAUUCUGGUGUAUSAUAUGUAUUUUUACUGUAAUGGCAAAGAUAACAAAUGUUCUUUCAUWAAUAACCCRUUAAARCUGCCACACKGGAGAAAAUUGUUUGAYGAAGGUCAUCUUAUCUAUGAUGGUUGGCUGCUCUUUCAGUUUGUGCUKUUCUUUGUACCUAUUGGAAAGGUUGUCCAAGGUCAAACUCAGCCAGAUGGAACAAGAAAAUCUUACAGAAUAAAUGGAUUCUUUGCUGUCAUUGCCACAAUGGCUGGUCUUUUCGCACUGAAAGCAAAACAGAUCCCAUUGAAUGYAGUGUACGACAAAAUGCCGUCCCUAAUAACAGCAUCAAUAAUAUGGUCUUUGCUAGUGUCCAUCUUUGUUUACAUCAAGGCCAAGCKUGAAGGGACAUGCCUUGCAAGCAAUACUGGAAAUGCAGUGUAUGAUUUUUUCAUUGGGCAUCAGCUUAACCCUUCGAUUGGAAAAUUUGACUUCAAAUUUUUCUGUGAAACAAGGCCAGGUUUACUUGGAUGGAUGGUUAUCAAUUUUUGUAUGGCAAGUCAUCARUAUGAAACAAUGCAUAAAAUAUCUCCUGCAAUGAUGAUGGUGUGUUGCUUCCAGUUCAUCUAUGUAUUAGACUGUAUGAUUUUUGAGUCAUCCAUGCUGUCACAAAUGGAUUUUACCCACGAUGGUUUUGGUUUCAUGUUAGCAUUUGSUAAUCUAAGCUACGUUCCCUUCUUGUUCUCUCURCAAGCUAGAUUUUUAGCUGAUCAUGAAGUCCACAUCGCUUUGCCGUUCAUUGUAGCAAUCGUUGCUUUAAAAAUUGUUGGAUACAUCAUCUUUCGUGGUUCCAACCUGCAGAAAGAUUUCUUCAGGCAACAGCCAAAUGACYCUGACUUCCAAGAUCAAGAAACCAUACUCACUCCAAGUGGAAAGCGGCUGAUGGUGUUUGGAUGGUGGAAGAUGGUUCGUCACCCUAACUACCUUGGGGACAUCCURAUGGCAAUAUCCUGGACUCUACCUUGUGGUUUUACUCAUWUAAUMCCAUGGUUUUACGCAGUCCAACUGAUAGUUCUUCUUGUUCACCGUCAACGCAGAGACGAUGUUCUAUGUCAAAAAAAAUACGGGAAAAGUUUUGACGAGUAUUGCCGAAGAGUUCCCUACAGAAUCGUACCCUUCGUCUACUAGACACCAGUCAUUCAACAUUUUUACGGUAGUAUUACGUCUAACUAGAUUCGUAUUCGUUCAUUCAACCUUYUUCGUACAUCAUUUAGACUAAUUCCAUAAGUCGGUCCUAGUUUUCUCUCGGUUUUAGUUGUUUCUCGCUCACUUUGGCUAGUUUGAGGGACAAACAAUGGCGGAUCCAGGGUUUUUCAAAACGGGUCCAGAUCAGGAAAUAGAUUGCUAUGACGUCAUAUUGACGUCAUAUGAUGUCACCUUCUGACAAGACCGUACUUAGACUACGCAUGCGUGCUGCAUUUCAACACAGGUAGUCCAUCCAGUUGGUCGGUGAAUGGUGAUGGCUCGAACUGGUUGGAAUACUUGAGCUUUGCAAAGUACCAGUACGACGCCAAAAACAAGCUAUAACAACAGUAUACAACCUAAAACUUCUGUAAUCUUUUUAAUCAAAAUUUAAAAAUUAUAUUUUUCUUUAUAUUCAAAAAUUUAAACCUUACUGAUUUAAAAAAAAGUGGCGCUGAAAAAAAAAAAGAAUGGUUGCAGCGGACCCCGUCGCACUACCCCUUGAUCCGUCACUGACAAACUGAAAAAAAAUUGAAAUCCUAAGAGCAAAAACUGCGACUUAUGGAAUCAGUCUGUACUCUCAAAGGCCAUAAAAUUGAAUCGAAAACUGAAAUCAGAUUUCAGCUAAGUUUCUAUAUUCUCUCUAAAACUAGUUGUAUAACUUCAACAGUUUAUCCUUUUUAAUGAUAUCUAAAGCUCAGUUUUCGUUGUGUGUACUAUUGUACUAUGUAAAUAGAUUAUUUUUUUUCCUCGCUAAGGGGCAUGAGCAUUUUAUA
This is a messenger RNA of Exaiptasia diaphana, 2473 nucleotides long. RefSeq names its product delta(14)-sterol reductase. Lineage: Eukaryota; Metazoa; Cnidaria; Anthozoa; Actiniaria; Aiptasiidae. The coding region runs from base 42 to 1643 and encodes 533 amino acids. The transcript has 9 exons. Gene Ontology annotation, biological process: sterol biosynthetic process. The record is from RefSeq and is a predicted model, not a curated record. Gene Ontology annotation, cellular component: endoplasmic reticulum membrane; nuclear inner membrane. Gene Ontology annotation, molecular function: oxidoreductase activity, acting on the CH-CH group of donors, NAD or NADP as acceptor.